Messenger RNA from Neopsephotus bourkii (Bourke's parrot), 2466 nucleotides. RefSeq names its product disintegrin and metalloproteinase domain-containing protein 2-like. Gene Ontology annotation, cellular component: plasma membrane. Bases 1 to 2466 code for a protein of 821 amino acids. Gene Ontology annotation, biological process: proteolysis; cell adhesion; binding of sperm to zona pellucida. NCBI's taxonomy places the organism in Eukaryota, Metazoa, Chordata, Aves, Psittaciformes, Psittacidae. The record is from RefSeq and is a predicted model, not a curated record. The transcript has 19 exons. Gene Ontology annotation, molecular function: metalloendopeptidase activity.
AUGGCGAUGGGGCCGCGCCGGGCGCUGCUGCUGCUGCUGCUCCUCGUGGGGCCGCUGCGUGAGUCCGAGACCGCCCCUCCGCGGCUGAUGCUGGCUCCGGGAUGGGUUCAGCAUCACCCGGGUCUCUCUUCCCCCCCUCCUCCAGGCUCCCAGGUCACGGUGCCGCUGCGGCUGCCCCGCAACGCGACCGAGGCCAAGGAUGCAGUGUCCUACGUCCUCAGCAUCGAGGGGAGGCCGUACACCAUCCGCCUGCACCCGCAUGUCUUUUUAUCUGAGGAUUUCAAGAUCUUCGUGUCGAAUGAGGUGGGAGCUGCGCUCGCUGGUUCAGUCCGGUUCAAGGGAAGCUGCUACUACCAGGGCUACAUCGAUGGCUUCCCCAGCUCAGCAGUGACCCUCAGCACAUGCUCAGGGCUCAGGGGCUUGCUGCAGUUCGACAACGUCAGCUACGGCAUCGAGCCCCUGGGCUAUUCCCCUGCGUUUGAGCACCUUGUGUACCGUGUGAGGGACGGGCAGGCCGCGGGUUCCCUCCUCACCAGCAGCCGCCCCGAGGCAGGGCACGAUGGGCUGACAGCGAUGGAGGCAGCGAGCAGAGCACAGGGACGGGAUGAAGUGAGCUCCGAGUGCCGGUUGUUGCCGUGUCACACAAAGGGGGGUGUAGGAAUAAGUAGCAUUAGAGGCUCUUUUGUUUUCCAGCCACUAUCAGCUGCAGCACGAUCUCCCAAAUACCUGCAGGUGUAUGUCAUUUUGGACAAGGCUUUGUAUGACCACAUGGGUUCGGACACGAAGGCGGCGACACAGAUGGUAAUCCAGGUCUUCAAUCUGGUCAACAGUGUGUUUCAUGCUCUCAAUGUCACCAUCGUGCUGGCCUCCCUGGAGCUGUGGACACAGGGCAAUAAAGUCUCGACAGUGGGGGAAGCAGAGGACCUUCUGCAGCGCUUUUUGCUAUGGGCAAAGACCCACCUCGCUCUGCAGCCCUACGACACCGCUUACCUCUUGGUGUACAGGGACCAAGCAGCGUUUGUGGGCACAACAGCUCCAGGAAAAGCGUGUCAGAGGGAUGCUGCCGGCAUCGUGGCUGUGUACCAGGAGGCCACAACGUUGGAGUCCUUCUCUGCCCUCCUGGCUCAGCUGCUGGGCCGCAGCCUGGGCAUCGGCUAUGAUGAGUCCCCGCAGUGCCACUGCCCCGGGCACGUCUGCAUCAUGAGCCCUGAGGCGCUACACUUCAGUGGGGUAAAAGCCUUCAGCACCUGCAGCAUCAGGGACUUUGAGGCCUUCCUGAAGCACGGUGGAGGCGCGUGCCUGUUCAGCAGACCCCCCCUGACCGGUCCAUCCUCCCAGAGAGCUGCCACCUGCGGCAAUGGCAUCGUGGAGCCCGGCGAGCAGUGUGACUGCGGGCCGGCCAAGGCCUGCUUGAAGGACAAAUGCUGUACUGCAGGGUGUCAGUUCAAGCCAGGAGUGCAGUGUUCCUCUGGACCAUGUUGUGAUGGCUGUCAGUUCAAGCGCAAGCACUGGCAGUGCCGCCCCGCCGCCGAUGAGCAGUGUGACCUGGCCGAGUUCUGCACCGGGGCCUCGGCCUCCUGCCCCCCCGACCUGUACGUGCAGGACGGGCACGGCUGCGGGCUGGGCACCGGGUACUGCUACAAGGGCCGCUGCCAGUCCCCGGACCUGCAGUGCCAGCGCAUCUAUGGGAAAGGUUCAAGGAACGCUCCUGUGGCUUGUUAUGAGGAACUCAACAGCCAGCAGGACAGGUUUGGCCACUGCGGGUUGCAGCCCAGCCGAGGCUUUAAGUCCUGCUCUUGGAGGGACCUGAGGUGUGGGAAGCUCAUCUGCACGUACCCGUACAGAAAACCCUUCCCGACGGAUGUGGCUGCCGUUGCCUACGUCCACGUGCGCGGGCGGUUGUGUGUGUCUCUGAAUUACCUGCAUGCAGGAGCAAGGCUGGAUCCUACCCUGGUUCCACCAGGAGCAAAGUGUGGCUCUGGGAAGGUGUGCAUAAACGACACUUGCCAGCCACGUUCGGUCCUGGGCUAUGGCUGCGAUAGCAAAGUGAAGUGCCACGGCCACGGCGUGUGCAACAACAAGGGGCAGUGCCACUGCCACCCCGGCUGGAAGCCCCCGGAUUGCCUGCAGAGGGGAUCCCGCCUUGGGGGCAGCACCGACAGCGGCCUCCCGCUGCCCGAUGGGGGUCUGUCCCUGGCGCGGGCGAUGGAGGAUGUGGCAACGGCGUGGCCGGUGCUGGGCUCCUGCCUGCUCCUGCUCCUCCUGGCCGGGGCCAUCUGCCUCCUGAUCCGGUGGUGGGCGCUGGGCUUGUGCGGAGCACGGCCCCCGAGCACCAAUAGCAGCGCCGUCACCGCGGAGAGCAGCGAGGUCUCGGAGUGGAGCUCGGUGACGGGGCUGGACACGGACCCAGACACGGACGCGGACACGGAGCCAGAGCCGAGCGCGGGGUCCAGCCGCGGGCGUUAA